Molecule: messenger RNA, 4370 nt
Organism: Epinephelus moara (kelp grouper)
Lineage: Eukaryota; Metazoa; Chordata; Actinopteri; Perciformes; Serranidae
Gene: pprc1
Product: PPARG related coactivator 1
Exons: 14
Coding region: 42-3998 (1318 amino acids)
Biological process (GO): positive regulation of transcription by RNA polymerase II
Cellular component (GO): nucleus
Molecular function (GO): transcription factor binding; RNA binding
Source: RefSeq, a predicted model, not a curated record
UUCAUUCGGAAACGAGACGGGGCAGGGAGUGGACUUGCAAGAUGGCGGCGCGGUGGGGAGCAGGCGAGGAGACUUUAACUGCGUGCAAUAUGGAGUUUUUCCCCAUGGAUACACUAGACGAGACUGAUGGGCUGAGCUCUGCAGAAACUCUGGAGGCCCUUCAAAGCUGCUUAGACCCCUCUAUUCUUUCGAUCUUUGAGGACGCGCCAAUAACAGAGACUAAAGGUUUAGACGAGGAGAGUGAAGCCACGCUGUUGACUGCCCUGACGGAGAUCCUCGACAAUGUGGACGAUGAGACCCUGUCCCCGUUUGACACCCUGCCCGACUCAGACCUGCUGUCAGGUCAGAAGGGCAGGGAACACUCUCCGCUCAGGAGACUGCUGUGUCUGUCCCGUUCCCCUCCAGAAAAAGACACACUGUGUAGCACGAGAGCCUCAUCGACUGGAAAGAGCCUCCCCAGGAUGCUGGCAGACUCUCUCCAGAGAAGCGAUGGGGAGGAAGAGGAAGAUGGCUCCCUCACUCUGAGCCCAGUGAGUCAUGACUCAUCUCCUGACAGUGACCUACACUGGGAAGGUCUGACCCUCCCGAUUCCCAUCACCUUUGAGGAAAAGGUGGAAGACGGUGUCUCGGUCAGCCUGGGGGACUUGGUCAGGCACAUGCACCCAUACUGUAUGGCCAUCUGUAUGGAGAAUGACGAGGGGGAACAGAUGUUGCCCGAAGGAGGCAUCUUACUUGAAGUUGUGGACCAGGGUGAAAAUGGAGAACCCAUCCUGGCCAUCCCAGACAUGGAUCUCUCAGUCUCUCUGCCACUAGAAGAGCAGUCUUUAGAGAAUGAGCAGAGAGUUUCAGACGAAGCAGAGGAUGCGGUGUCUGAUUGCUCAGAGCAUAUAGUCGUUGACGAUGAAGAUGAGACGGUCAUCGAGGCUCCAGUGAAGGUUGCAGCCCCUGUGACACCAGACCUGAGUUCAGGUGUGAAAGAUGAGAUGAUCAUUGAUGGACAGAAGGAGGAGAUAAAAGAGAAAAGCCCCUCAAGGAGGAAAAAGAAAAAGAAAAGCAAGGAACAGUGCCAACCUGAACCUGUGGAGGGGAGGGUCCUCAGAAGUGGCACAAUGCGAAAGAUGGUGGAGGAGUCUCCCAAGAAGCCUGAGAGGUCGGUCAAAGAGGAGAAGAAACACAAAGUCCCAAAGGUUCCUGUUGCCUCAACUUCAGCUUCUUCCUCUGUGAAACCUAAGAAACUAAACCCAUGCCAAACUGAAACACAAACAGAAAUCACCACUACAGCACUGUUGCCUGAAGUCAAUGUGCAAGCUGCCACAUCUGUGUCACCCAAACAGGAAACAGCGCCCUUAAAUGUUAGCCCAGAGGAGAAUCAGCCGAGCUGUUCUCCUACAACUGUGAGCUCCCGACAGCCUGAUGAAAUGCCCAGACAGCCAGAGAAGCUGGAAGACUCAUCAGCAGCUCCCUCUGCUGUUUUGCCCCCGGUGUCUUCAGAGAGCCCUGCAGCUGCUCCUAGUCCCGCAGCACCCCAGAUGACACCACCUGUUGAUGAAGCCCCCCCUGCUGCAGCCCCCGCAGAGCCGAAGACCAAAUCACUCAGUCUAGCAGAGUACCGGCGGCUCAGACAGCAGAAGAAGCCCACUCCGGUGGAAAAACAAGACGACAACAGCACCAAGUGGCCCAGCCUCCCAGAGCUUCCCAAAGAGCUGCCCCCCAUUCCCUGCCUGCCUGACCCCCGCCCCAAGGAUCCUCGACGCCCUAACCCCCAGGCAGCGGAGGAGGUCAGACCUGCCUGGCAGCCAAGGGGGCCGUGUGCACCACCCACCCCUGAGGCGCUUUUGGUCCCACCGGCUUACAUGGUUGCCUCAUCCAACAAGGUUUCAGCUGCUAGUAAUGUUCCUAAACCCCAGCAAACACCCGAAGCCUCCAAACCUUCUCUACCCGAAAAGCCCUCAGCUCCACCUGCAGUACCUUGUGUACCUCAGAGCUCUGGGUCUCCUGCCUCUUUAAAACCUGCCCCUCAGUGCGUGUCGCCAGCAGAUGGGAAAUCCUCUCCUGCACUUUCAGGAGUAGAGGGUGCAGUCGAUGAAAGGCCCCAAUCUCAGCCUGUAUCUCCUAAGUCUGGGGAGCUCACUAAAGCCUGUCCUAAAACCACUACAGAGGCGAUCAAACCCACCGCUGCUACUGUGUCUGCUCCCAGUGCUCCCCAGAAGACCACUGCUGUUUACCAGAAGGUGCCUGUGGUUGCUGCUCCUGUGUCCCUAAAUAACCCGAUCAUAUCUGAUAGCAAGUCCACCAAACCCUCACCUAGUGGUACCCAGCUUUGUUCUUCUGCGGCUAUCCAUCCCUCAGACUCCCAGAGUCUAAAGGCCAAACCUAUUGUACUUGAAACUAAAGAGAAGUCCACUACAGCAGUGAAGAGCCCCACGCAGGAGCUGAUCGAGGCCUUCACCAGUGAGAUAGGUAUUGAAGCUGCUGAUCUGACCAGCUUGUUGGAGCAGUUUGAGGAAACCCAAGCCAAAGAGAAGCACUGUGUGCCGGAGGUCUCUGGUAGAGCAGCAGCUGUAGGAAACUCUAGUGUUGAGUUGGCUCCAGAGAAAACAGUUGUGGAACGUGUGAGAGCCAAUGACCUCUCAAGCACUGCAGCUCUGACUCCUCCAGCCACUCCUCCCCACCAGAUGUGGAAACCCCUGGCCCCUGUGGCCCUGCUGGGGAAGAGCAAGGCUGCCGAGUCCUCAAAGUCAAGCCCCUCCAAGGUUAUCCAGAUAGAGGCCCGGCCUCUGCCCUCAGUCAGGGGCCGCAGCAAACCCACUCCUGCUGCUCCCGACGUCGCCCCCGAGGUGGCAUGCAUGGACCAUGACUAUUGCCUCCCCAACAAAGGCACUUCCAAUGACGAGCAAGGCAAGCGCUGGAAUGUCAAACAACCAUCUUUUAUCACUAUUAAACCCAUCAAGCAACCUGCUACAACCACUACGCAGACACCCCCGUCUGCCCAGUCUACCACAAAUGCAGUUACAAUCAAAGCAGAGGAGUUCCCUCUGGAUCACAGGACUGAUGGCACAGAGAGAAGCUCUGUUCUGGAGACUCCCGAUGCUUCACCUGCUCGACAGGAGACUGAUGCCACUGAUAAAGAAGGAAGCCCCAGGAGAGGGCACUUUGAGAGGUCCUACCGUCGACAUGCUGCUUACCGCUCACCCAGCCCCAGAUCUAGUCCCAAAGAGAGGUCUGGAGGCCGGUCUAGAAAAAGGAGAUCCCAUCAUUCUCCCAGCCCUAUGUCGAGUGGUUCAGAGUCAGACUCCCAUUCCUCUAGAUCUCGGUCUAGAUCACGCUCUCCAUCUAAGAAAAGGUAUCGUCACCGUCACUCUGAGAGUAGUUCCAGCUCCUCAUCCCGUUCCUCCUCACGUUCCUCUCCCUCGGUGUCCCGCUCCCCUCCCAGGAGGAGGAGGUAUUCGUAUUCCUCCUCUCGUUCUGGCUCUUGGAGUUGCUCCAGGUCGCGGUCUAGAUCCCCCCAGAGAAGAGAACAGUGGAGUAGAAGCAGAUUGUGCAGUCCCUUAAGUGUGUCCCGCUAUGGUCACGGUGCUAAGAUGAAUACAGAAGAGGUGAAGAGACGCAAAGAGAAAGCCAUCGAGGAACGCCGGGUUGUUUACGUUGGUCGAAUCCGAGGAACGAUGACCCAGAAAGAACUUAAAGAGCGCUUCUGUAUAUUUGGCGAGAUUGAGGACUGCACCCUGCACUUUAGAGACCAUGGGGACAACUAUGGCUUUGUGACUUAUUACGACACCAAGCAUGCUUUCACGGCCAUCGAGAAUGGAGGCAAGCUGCGCAAGCCAGAUGAGCUGCCAUUUGAUCUGUGUUUUGGUGGAAGGAGACAAUUCUGCAAGACCAACUAUGCUGACCUUGAUUCGAGUAGAGAGUACGAUCCAUUGCCUGGGAAAGGCAAGUUUCAUGCACUAGACUUUGACACUUUAUUGAAGCAGGCCAAGCAGAAUCAGAAGAGGUAACAGGAGGCCCGCAGCAGGAAGCAGCCGACACUUACCUCAGAGCCAACGGUUGGCUCCUCACCUGCAACACUGUCUUUACAUUUUAGUUGUUGCAUUAGUUUCGUUUGUUUUAUUUUGUUUCUGCAAGCUAACACCUUCUAUUGAAGUGAAGAUUUGUAAUGAAAGUAGGAAAAGAAAAAAAAUGGAAUAAGUAAAAUAAUUUUUUAAAAAGUUUUAUUUAAAUGUAUAAUCAGAUUUGAAUUGUAUGGAGAGAAUCAUUUUUAAAAGGGGGAAGGUACGGAAAGGUGGAAUGGAGCUCCCUGAUGUCUGGGAGAGGUUGUAAUACAUUGAAAUGUAGUACAAGCCUAAAUUAAAAGAAAUAUGAACCUGAAA